Molecule: messenger RNA, 689 nt
Organism: Brachypodium distachyon (stiff brome)
Lineage: Eukaryota; Viridiplantae; Streptophyta; Magnoliopsida; Poales; Poaceae
Exons: 3
Coding region: 71-439 (122 amino acids)
Biological process (GO): positive regulation of stomatal complex development
Source: RefSeq, a predicted model, not a curated record
UACCUAUCUAGAUAGGCCACCAAGCAAGGGAGAAGAAAUUAAGGCAGGAUCUGAAGGUGGAAGAAACAAGAUGCGGGCGUUAUGCUACGUGUUCCUCCUCGUUGCUGCUACGCUAAUCAUUACUGAAGGUGACGUCGUCGUUCUAGCAGCUGCUCAGCCAUUCUCGCCGCCGGCGUCUUCGACUGGUCUCGCGACCACACAACAGCAGCAGGGCAUAGCUAUAUCAGGAGUACUAGAAGGAACUCCUCCACCGGCUGGAACGUCGUCGGCGUCGAUGGAGCGGCGGCGGCGGCGGCUGGUGGGGUCGAGGGUUCCGACGUGCAGCUACAACGAGUGCCGGCGCUGCCGCGGGCGCAGGUGCAGCGCGCGUGGAGUCCCCGUGGACGGCAGCGACCCCAUGAGCAGCGCCUACCACUACAGGUGCUUCUGCCAUGCCUAGCUAGCUGGGCAACGGCUGGCCAGUGCGACGACGCGACGGGAAUUAAUAGAACUAUGCAUGUGUGUGGACAAGGACAGUUCGCCAAAUUAGUCAAUUCUCGAAUAAAAGUGUGGCCAAGCAAGACCAACUGUGAAGAAAAAAAAUUUGUGCUCGAUCGAUGAAGGGAUUGAGAAUGACGUACAACUAGACUAAGCAGUGUUGGUCUCUAAAUUAAUUAACGGCACUUAGUUAGCCGUUGCCGUGUUGUUUA